Molecule: messenger RNA, 3039 nt
Organism: Myotis davidii
Lineage: Eukaryota; Metazoa; Chordata; Mammalia; Chiroptera; Vespertilionidae
Gene: FLRT1
Product: fibronectin leucine rich transmembrane protein 1
Exons: 2
Coding region: 256-2232 (658 amino acids)
Molecular function (GO): protein binding
Source: RefSeq, a predicted model, not a curated record
GCCCCGCCUGACCUCCAGGAGCCCAGAAGAGUCCAGCACAGGGCCUCCUCCCUGCACGCCGGGCUGCCCCCAGCGCCCCAGGUCUGCGGUCUGCACCCCGAGUGCCAGGGCUGAGGCCGGAAUGUGAGCGUGGCCCAGGCCCACCUGGACCCAAGUGCAGCAUCCAGAGCGGCCAUCCCAGCCAGACCAGCGGCUCCGCGAAAGAGGUGUUGAGGCCCCGAGUCAGGUGAGGCCCGGUUCCCCCCGCCAUCCACCAUGGUGGGGGCACACCCCACUGCCUCCGCCGCCACCACUCCCGCUGCCACGGUGACGGCCACUGUCGUGAUGACCACGGCCACCAUGGACCUGCGCGACUGGCUCUUCCUCUGCUACGGGCUCAUCGCCUUCCUGACGGAGGUCAUCGACAGCACCACCUGCCCCUCCGUGUGCCGCUGCGACAGCGGCUUCAUCUACUGCAACGACCGGGGGCUGGCCUCCAUCCCCGCCGACAUCCCCGACGACGCCACCACCCUCUUCCUGCAGAACAACCAGAUCACCAACGCCGGCAUCCCGCAGGGCCUCAAGGCCAAGGUCAGCGUGCAGGUCAUCUACCUGUACGACAACGCCCUGGACGAGUUCCCCGUCAACCUGCCCCGCUCGCUGCGGGAGCUGCACCUGCAGGACAACAACGUGCGCGCCAUCGCCAGGGACUCGCUGGCCCGCCUCCCGCUGCUGGAGAAGCUGCACCUGGACGACAACUCCGUGUCCACCGUCAGCAUCGAGGAGGACGCCUUCGCCGACAGCAGGCAGCUCAGGCUGCUCUUCCUGAGCCGGAACCACCUGAGCAGCAUCCCCUCGGGGCUGCCCCGCACGCUGGAGGAGCUGCGGCUGGACGACAACCGCAUCUCCACCAUCCCGCUGCACGCCUUCAAGGGCCUCCACAGCCUCCGGCGCCUGGUGCUCGACGGCAACCUGCUGGCCAACCAGCGCAUCGCCGACGACACCUUCAGCCGCCUGCAGAACCUCACCGAGCUCUCGCUGGUGCGCAACUCGCUGGCCGCCCCGCCCCUCAACCUGCCCAGCGCCCACCUGCAGAAGCUCUACCUGCAGGACAACGCCAUCAGCCACAUCCCCUACAACACGCUGGCCAAGAUGCGCGAGCUGGAGCGCCUGGACCUGUCCAACAACAACCUCACCACGCUGCCCCGCGGCCUGUUCGACGACCUGGAGAGCCUGGCUCAGCUGCUGCUGCGGAACAACCCCUGGUUCUGCGGCUGCAACCUCAUGUGGCUGCGGGACUGGGUGAAGGCGCGGGCGGCCGUGGUCAAUGUGCGCGGCCUCAUGUGCCAGGGCCCCGAGAAGGUCCGGGGCAUGGCCAUCAAGGACAUCACCAGCGAGGCCGCCAAGACCACAGCCAGCAACCACGCCUCUGCUACCACACCCCAGGGCUCCCUCUUCACCCUCAAGGCCAAGAGGCCGGGGCUGCGCCUUCCCGACUCCAACCUUGACUACCCCAUGGCCACGGGCGAUGGCGCCAAGACCCUGGUCAUCCACGUGAAGCCCCUGACAGCGGACUCCAUCCGUAUCACGUGGAAGGCCACGCUCCCUGCCUCCUCCUUCCGGCUCAGCUGGCUGCGCCUGGGCCACAGCCCGGCCGUGGGCUCCAUCACAGAGACCCUGGUGCAGGGGGACAAGACGGAGUACCUGCUGACAGCCCUGGAGCCCAAGUCCACCUAUAUCAUCUGCAUGGUCACCAUGGAGACGGGCAACACCUACGUGGCCGACGAGACGCCCGUGUGCGCCAAGGCGGAGACAGCGGACAGCUACGGCCCCACCACCACCCUCAACCAGGAGCAGAAUGCCAACCCCAUGGCCGGCCUGCCCCUGGCGGGCAUCAUUGGGGGCGCUGUGGCCCUCGUGUUGCUCUUCCUGGUCCUGGGGGCCAUCUGCUGGUACGUGAACCGGGCCGGGGACCUACUGACCCGGGAGCGGGCCUACCACCGAGGCAGCCAGAAAAAGGACAGCUAUCUGGAGUCAGGGACCAAGAAGGAUAACUCCAUCCUGGAGCUCCGGGGCCCGGGGCUGCAGAUGCUGCCCAUUAACCCGUACCACGCCAAAGAGGAGUACGUGGUCCACACCAUCUUCCCCUCCAACGGCAGCAGCCUCUGCAAGGGCACGCACACCAUCGGCUACGGCACCACCCGGGGCUACCGUGGCGGCGGCAUCCCCGACGUAGACUAUUCCUACACAUGAUGCCCGCCGGGCCGCCCGCCCCCGCUCCCACCUCCUCCUGGCGCGGCGACCCCGUGGCUUUGCCCCGCUUGCUGCCACCCGACACAGCAAGGAGAAGAGACUCCACGGCGACUUUCCCAGCAAACAGCAGCGUUUGGGGAGGGCUGACGCUCCUAGAACACAGCCGAGAAAACAAGUUUUUUAAGGACAGAAGACGGGAGGGGGGUGGGUUGACGUUGCUGAAGACAUAAUUUAUACCAAAUUAUGCCAGUUGGGGAGGGAAGGACUAAAAAUACUAUUGCAGGAAGGGCUGGGCCAGGGUGUUUUCCCCUGAAGUGGAAAGAUACUACCUGUACCGUGUCUGUACGCGCCUCCGGAGGGGCCGUCGGAGAGCAGCCGCCGUGGGACACGGACGCCCCCGCACAGCUCGCCGCCAGCCGCUCCGGCAGCGACGAGAUGGGAGAGCGGGAGGAAGAGCUUCUCUUCAGUCUCUCCCCGGUUCUCCCCCUACCAUUCCCCUCGCAGAUUUCCAGAAAUAUCGCGUCUUUUACUGCGUUCUUCGAACAGUAAUGUAACCGAUUAAAAACUAAACUCCCUUUUUCCUAUCGGAACCCUCUCCACUUCCUGGACCCCACGCCGUGGAAGCCCUCCGGGAGCUGCGGCCUCCCCGGCCACUUGGAAUCGCGUCUGUCCACCCAUCGCGAGGUUGCGUCUCUGAACUCGGACGGGCCGAUAGAGCCGCGGAGACGGGCCUGACCAUGCUUCUUGGGUCAGUUCGUCCCAUUUUCUUGAGACAAUAGAGUCAUGAACAUGUUGCUUUCCCUAACG